Messenger RNA from Cinara cedri, 498 nucleotides. NCBI's taxonomy places the organism in Eukaryota, Metazoa, Arthropoda, Insecta, Hemiptera, Aphididae. The record is from the annotation of a GenBank genome assembly.
AUGAACUUGAAAAACAAAAAUCAAAAAUAUUUACGAGCAACAAGUGUCCGUGUAAAUGACAGCGGUAAUGAUCCUACUAUAACUGCUGUAUAUUGUCCACCGCGAUAUAAAGUAGAUGACAAGAAGUUUACUGAAUUCUUUCGGGCUCUGGGUAGUAGAUUCAUUGCCGGCGGUGAUUAUAAUGACAAACAUACUUUCUGGGGAUCGAGAUUGAUUACUACUAAAGGACGUGAUUUGUUUAAAUAUACAAAUAAACUUGAAGCGCAAUUCAUCUCAACUAGAAAACCAACUUACUGGCCAACUAACCCAAGUAAACUAUCUAAUAUUAUUGAUUUCGAUGUAAUGAAUGGAAUUCCAUCAGAUUAUAUAGAAGUUGAAGGUCUAAUUGUGCUAAUGUCGGAUCAUAUUUCCGUGCUUCUCUCAUUAAGUUCCAACGUAAUAGUAAAACAAAAGAAAAUUUCCAUAACAAACAAAAAAACGAACUGGGAAUUAUUUUAG